Emericellopsis atlantica is the source of this 495-nucleotide messenger RNA. RefSeq names its product DNase1 protein. The transcript has a single exon. The record is from RefSeq and is a predicted model, not a curated record. Bases 1 to 495 code for a protein of 164 amino acids. NCBI's taxonomy places the organism in Eukaryota, Fungi, Ascomycota, Sordariomycetes, Hypocreales, Bionectriaceae.
AUGCAUUUCAUCACUUGCGUCCUCGCUCUCUUGAGCUCUGCUGCCAUCGUCAGCGCGGGCAAGGUCACUUUCUGGACGCUGGAUGACCAGACCCGCACCGUCUACUUCACUUCCAACGAGAACAAGUUCCCUAUGGAUCCUGUGACCGUCUCCAACGUUGAGAAGACCACUGUCGACUUCGCUGAUGACUUCGUCGGCAAUUUUGUCGCCGUCCCUGAGGGCGAGCUUUACCGCGAUGGUAUGCUCGGCGAGGUCAAGUUCGGCGGCUGGGGCGGGAUGACUUUCUUCGACGUCUCCGCCAUUGUCGUUCCUGACGAUAAGGACAACGUCCACCAGAUGUGGCCUGCUGACUCUCAGUCUCCCAUGUCUGGCUGCGAAAUCUUCCCUUGCGAUAAUGCCUACUAUAUCUGGGACGAUGUCCAGACCAAGGCCACCACCGAGGACCACCUCAUCACCACUCUCGGCGAGGGUUCCACCGGUAUUAACUUUGCUUAA